This is a messenger RNA of Candidula unifasciata, 1185 nucleotides long. The record is from the annotation of a GenBank genome assembly. NCBI's taxonomy places the organism in Eukaryota, Metazoa, Mollusca, Gastropoda, Stylommatophora, Geomitridae.
GGAGGGAAAAGCAAACACUAUGACAUCCCAUAUCAUCAGUGGAAGUCUUACGUGGCAGCUAUGACCAAGAAGGAGGAGGAGAAAGCAUCUCACAUUCAAGAUAUCCUUGCAGAGCUGGAGGAAGGCAGUGAUACUCACAAUGUGAUGAUCAAACGUCUCAAUGAAAGAGUUGUCAACAUCGAGAGAAACCAGAUUAUGGCGGGGUUUAUUCUAGAGAGCAUCAUGAACAGCGUGGAAGCUCUCGAUCCGUCAAUGCCCGCACCUAUAAGUCAGAUCAGACGAGUCCACACUGCCUCCAGGAGCUCUCCCUACCCAGGGACAUAUAUUAACAGGUUCCCUGUUCUAGAGAAGGAUGUAUCCUGGGAUGUGAAAUUUGAAGCUUACGACCCGAGCACAUACACUAAACCUGUUGAAGAAUUUCCACGUGAUGUUCAAAAGUGGAUAGAUCGAGAUAUUCUCAAACUCCGCGUCCAACAAGAAGAGCAAGGCCUUACUGAAUUGGAUGACGAAACAGGACCUGUGACUGGACCGUUACCAGAUCCUAUAUUUAACACUGUUCAGAUGGUUCAGCUUUCCAAUGAAAUCGAAAUAGCUAUAAACCGGAUUUCAUAUAUUACUGUCGGGGAUAGUGCCUUACAGUAUGAAAUAGAUUCUACUGGAGCACCCAGAAACCCUAUGGGAAGAACAGGCCUGAGAGGACGUGGCAAUCUGUGGAGAUGGGGGCCAAAUCACAUGAUCCAGGCGGUCAUCUCUCGCUGGGGAAAUCAGCUCGUGGACAGCAGUGUACAGGGUUCGAAGACGGGCAGUAAAAAUAUGGAAAUUCUGGUUGAAAAAGACAGCACCGAUAGUAGCUUAAUUACCCUGCCAGGGUGUCGAGUGCAGAGUGGCAUGACUCCAUACAGCUCUAUCUGUAACUACGCCACGAAAGACAUUCUGCUAGAAACUUCAGGCAUAGCGGAGCAGGAUUACGACCAAGACGAUAUGGUGGAGUUUUUUAGCAAGUUUUCUACCAGUGACAUGAGAAAAAAGAAGAAAUCUAUGUACACAACUCUUGGCUACUCCGCCUUCCUUGUGUACCAUGGUUACGCAGACGACGCUUCAAAUACUGACAACGCCUGGAAAGAGACGGAGAUAUGGAACUUCCAUUACAAAUACAAAGAUGCCUUUGACACUUAUGUCAAAGAU